Molecule: messenger RNA, 1791 nt
Organism: Rhododendron vialii
Lineage: Eukaryota; Viridiplantae; Streptophyta; Magnoliopsida; Ericales; Ericaceae
Product: GDSL esterase/lipase At5g14450-like
Exons: 5
Coding region: 483-1640 (385 amino acids)
Molecular function (GO): hydrolase activity, acting on ester bonds
Source: RefSeq, a predicted model, not a curated record
AAAAAAACCCUACCAGCAGGGGAACCACCAAAAGCCAAUAUUCAAUGACUUUUAUUUAUUUAUUUAUACAAAGUUGGGCCAAGUGGGCUCAUUUUCUUUUCUAAUGUGUCCAUGUCAUCUCACUUGAUUCAUGUGUUAAGUAAUUAAGUAUCCUUUACAACUUCAAAGGACGAUUGUUGUUUUAUGGUAGUAGCUUCAAAGAAUAAUAGAAUAGUUGUUUCUUUCGCCAGAUGCUCAUUCAACCAAGAAACAUGUGAAUCAUACAAACCUCUCAAGUCCAUGUUUAAUGUUUCACUCAUCUGAAAAACAAAGAUUCAUGUUUCACUUGUCCUCUAAGUAAUACCUACGUUAACAUAUUCCUUAAACUUAACAAAGCAUCUUAGUUGAGAUUACGACAGACCUCCUGACUAGCAUGCGUCGGUGUGUCUAUAAAUAAGUAGUGGAGCCUGUAGAGGUGAGUUUCUGAUAACAGUUCUAGUAGAAUGGAGGUUUUAAGAGUCGUAGUAACUUUGAGUUUGUUGGUUUCAUCGGUGUUGAGAGUGGGAAGUGAGGAAGUCAUGGCCACGGCAAUAAGUGGUGUUCCGGCUAUCUACAACUUUGGAGACUCCAACUCAGACACUGGGGGUAUAUCAGCAGCAUUUUUUCCAAAGACAGAUCCAUUUGGUGAAACUUUCUUCCAUAAACCGGCUGGUAGGGCUAGUGACGGACGCCUUAUCAUCGACUUCAUUGCUGAGCGCCUGAAUUUACCGUACCUAAGUGCAUACCUGGAUUCUGUUGGAACCAAUUUCCAACAAGGUGCAAACUUUGCAACAGCAGGGGCAACCAUCAGGCGGCAAGACGAGUCGUGGUUUAAGAAUGGUAUAAGCCCGUUUCCUCUCGAUAUCCAGGUCGAGCAAUACAUCCAGUUUAAAGCACGAACAAACUAUCUCUACAACAAAGCCGAUACUGAAAUAUCCCAGAGAAGCAAUCUCCCCAUACCCGAGGACUUCUCAAAGGCUCUUUACACAAUUGAUAUCGGACAGAAUGAUCUCGUGGUGGGUUUUAGGAAUAUGAACGAUGAACAAUUUCGAGCUGAAAUACCAGACAUAGUGAACAAGUUUUCUGCAGCAGUCCAACAACUGUAUCAAGAAGGAGCAAGAGCAUUCUGGAUACAUAACACAGGCCCGAUCGGUUGUUUGCCUUUAGCCACAGUGAAUAUCCAAAAUCCAAAGCCUGGAUAUCUCGAUGAGCACGGCUGCAUCAAGGGUUGGAAUGCUGCUGCUGUAGAGUUCAAUAAACAGCUCAAGGAUGCAGUGACUCAACUAAGGGCAGAUCUCCCUCAAGCUGCACUAACAUAUGUCGAUAUGUACGCUGCAAAGUAUCGACUAAUCAACGACGCAAAGAAUCAAGGAUUUUUGGACCCGUUCAACAUCUGCUGCGGGCAUUACGGGAAUGGUAUCAGCGUCGGGUGUGGCAGUAAGGUGAACAUAAACGGGGCUGAAGUAUUUGGCGGUUCUUGCGAAGAUCCAUCAACAGUCAUCAGCUGGGAUGGUGUUCACUACUCCGAAGCUGCAAACUUCUGGGUUGCUAAUCAAAUUCUCAACGGUUCAUUUUCGGACCCGCCAAAUCCAAUUACUCAGGCAUACUAUAAGCACGUCUGAGUAAUUGCAUAAUAUAGUAAGCAAUAUCACUUGAGCAAGGGUACAUGUUACAACAAUACGAGUAGGAUUUAAAAAGCAUUUAGUUGUGCAUAUUGUAAAGCACCUGUUUUCAAUAAGCAUGGGUUUGAUAAGGUUAUCUUUUGGACGACAC